This is a messenger RNA of Scomber japonicus (chub mackerel), 2451 nucleotides long. It is a transcript of the gene sfrp1a, whose product is annotated as secreted frizzled-related protein 1a. The transcript has 3 exons. The record is from RefSeq and is a predicted model, not a curated record. Gene Ontology annotation, molecular function: Wnt-protein binding. NCBI's taxonomy places the organism in Eukaryota, Metazoa, Chordata, Actinopteri, Scombriformes, Scombridae. Bases 150 to 1079 code for a protein of 309 amino acids. Gene Ontology annotation, biological process: negative regulation of canonical Wnt signaling pathway; non-canonical Wnt signaling pathway; canonical Wnt signaling pathway.
CAACAGAUCUGCGCGCUUUUUUCCUUCUCCUUAUUGAGUUUUUUCUCAUUAUUCCGAUUUUCUUCAUGAAGUGAGUUUUUUUUUGGUUCGCCUGCCUGAGCCGCGCUGUUGAGUUGCUUUAUUGUUGCAAAAAAUAUAUAUAUACAAGCAUGAGGUCUACUUCUGAACGGGUUUGGAGGAUGAUCCGUCUGGCUGUGACAGUGGCACUCAUGACCGCAUGCAGAGCGUCUGAGUACGAGUACCUGAGCUGGAAAUCGGACUCUUACAACGCCGGGCGCAGCUAUGGCAAGCCUCCCCAGUGCGUGGACAUCCCGGACGACAUGCGGCUCUGUCACAACGUAGGCUACAACCAGAUGCUGCUGCCCAACCUGCUGGAGCACGAGACCAUGGCCGAGGUGAAGCAGCAGGCCGGCAGCUGGGUGCCUCUGGUGCAUAAGAACUGCCACCCGGGCACCCAGGUCCUCCUGUGCUCGCUCUUCGCGCCCGUGUGCCUUGAGCGGCCCAUUUACCCGUGCCGGUGGCUGUGCGAGGCGGUGAGGGACAGCUGCACCCCCAUCAUGGAGGCGUUCGGCUUCCCUUGGCCGGAGAUGCUCACCUGUGACAAGUUUCCCCAAGACGACGUGUGCAUUGCCAUGACUCACCCGAAUGCCACCGAGGCUACCAAACCCACAGAUUACUCUCCCAUCUGUCCUCCAUGUGACAACGAAAUGAAAACAGACGCCAUGCUGGAGCACAUGUGUGCCAGCGAGUUUGCUUUCAAGACCAAGAUCAAGGAGGUGAAGCGAGAGAACAUGGACCGCAAAGUGAUCCUGCAGAAGAGAAAGAAGAUGUUGAAAGCAGGGAACCUGAAGAAGAAAGACAUGAAGAAGUUGGUGUUGUACCUUAAGAACGGCGCAGACUGCCCCUGCCAGCAGCUGGACAACCUGGGGAACCACUAUCUAAUCAUGGGCCGCAAGGUGGAUAAGCAGUACCUCCUCAUGGGCAUCCACAAGUGGGACAAGUCCAGCAAAGAGUUCAAAAAGGCCAUCAAGAAACUCAAGACCUACAAAUGUCCUGCCUUCGAGAACGUCUUCAAAUAAUAUGACCGCCCCCUUCCUUUGGUCGCAUCUCAUACUACAUAUGAACUUGCACAAGCAUUAAAAUCCCAAACUUUGCUUUCUAUCAUCCUGUUUAUAUCAAUAUAUCUUUGUAUAUUUACAGAUAUACUUUGAAAUGUCCAUUGUUACGUUUUAGUUAAAUGUGGUGAGUGAUGACUCCACAAAUUAAAGGGUUGGGUUUCCUUUUUUUUCUUCUGCUUAAGAAAAGGACACUAUAGUAAAAGCCCUCCCUCACUGAAUCAUAAUUUCCACUAUAUGUAUGUAGAUACUUUAUUACACUCUUCCAUCCUACAGGUCAGUGGACUUUGCUUGAAGGAAUAGUUGGAUAUUUUUGGAACUAUACUUUCUUGCCUUCUUGCCAAGAGUAAAAUGAAAAUAGGUUUUUAUGCUAAAUAUGAAGCCAAAGCCAGCAGACAGUUAGCUUAGCUAGCUAGAAACAGUUAGCUUGGCUCUGUCCAAGACGGAAAAAAACUUAGUUAUAUUUUUCACUUUAUUUUUGUGCAGAUUAAACAAAUUGAUAAAGUGUUAUAGUAUGUGAGCUUUAAAGGUGCUAGUAGACUUUUUAGAUUUGUUAGGACAGAGCCAAGCUGUUACCCCUGUCUCCAGGUCUUCAUGUUAAGCUAGGCUAACAAAUCUGCUGGUUAUCACUUCAUAUUAAUUGUACAGAUACUGUAGAAGAGUUGUAUUGAAUGGCAUGUAACAAUUUGCAGGUGAGCAAAUAAGCAAAUUUCCCAAAAUGUCCAACUAUUUCUUCGUUCUCAUUCUGAUCAUAAAAUAAUAAAUCAUGAAAUCAAUUAUUAUACUACAGAAUUGGCAGUUGCUGGUAUUUUGAGCUUUAAAAGCGACACUGUAGAGAGCAGCAUCAGAUGGUUUCCUGUUGAAUAACUUAUUGACAGACAUGAGAAAGUGCUGCCGUCAGCUCAUUGUUUUGUCAAGCUAAAGACUGCACUACCAAUAAUUUUGAUCUUUUCCUUUUCAUUGCUUGAUUUCACUGUUGUUUGUGUUACUUGAAAAAUCUUACAUCUGUGUCACGAGAUAAUGUACAGGCCUGUGGCAAAAUAUUCUUCUUUCCAAUCGUGUGUGUGUCACCUGACAUAUAGGCCAAACAUUUUAACACAUUUCUGUCUCUCUAGAUUCAGUCUAAUUGUAGAACUCGGUAUUCCUUGGUAAUGGAAAAUAGCUUGCAGCUCAAAGUUUAUUUUAAAUGCAAAAGGUAUCAAAGUGCAAAUAUUGCCAACUCUGUUAUGGUGUGUUUAGCUUGGUGUUGCUGGUCCGUUUUAGCACUAUUUUGUUUCAUGAUUUGAAUGUCAGCGGUACAUUGCUGCCUAUUACAUGUACAUACAAAUUUUACAUA